UAUUUUCUUGGUUGCCGCGAGCUUCCACGACCACCACACAAAAAACUGAAAGCAAAUAUGGCUAAGCCAUCUGAGAAACCUUUCCUUGUUGCCAGUCAUCAUCUAUGGCUCUUCUUCCUUCUUCUCUGAAAACUCUUCUCCAUAUCUCAUCUCAACGUUAUCUUCCUUCCUUUCACAACCCCAUCACUCUCACAUCAUCUUUCAAUCCACUCACACAUUCAAAGCUGAACCACAGAAGUUUCAACUCCAAGCUCUUGGCUAUUUCUUAUAGGUAUUUCAUUGAAGAAGAAGAAGAAGAUGAUGACGAUGAUGAUGAAAACUACAACUUUGAUGAAGCAGUGGCUCUCUUCAAUGGAGGAGAGUACUACAAAUGUCAUGACUAUCUUGAAGCCCUUUGGAAUAAUGCUGAAGAGCCAACCAGAACACUUAUACAUGGAAUACUGCAAUGUGCAGUGGGCUUUCACCACCUCUUCAACCAGAACCAUAGAGGUGCCAUGAUGGAGUUGGGGGAAGGACUAUGUAAACUGAGAAAGAUGGAAUUCUCAAAUGGACCAUUUCAUAAGUUUGAGAAAGACAUAUCAGCUGUUUUGGAUUUUAUCUACCAAACUCAGAUAGAGUUAGCUGCAUGUAGUGAGGAUAUUUGUGUUGCAAUGGAUCGAUCAGAAAGAUCUUACCAACUUCUAGGGGAAUAUGCUUCAGGACAGCGAGUGUAUGAUCUAGAACUUUGCAGUGAUGCAUCAGUGUACAUUGUGUUCUGCCCUAAAGGGUCUAAUGGUGCCACUCAAGCCCCAAGGGUAAAGCUUCCCACACUUAAGGCUACCACGGAACAUCUUGUGGCCUGUGAAUAAAAGUGAACACCUUUGCAA
This is a messenger RNA of Cajanus cajan (pigeon pea), 866 nucleotides long. Its product is annotated as DUF309 domain protein. NCBI's taxonomy places the organism in Eukaryota, Viridiplantae, Streptophyta, Magnoliopsida, Fabales, Fabaceae. The record is from RefSeq and is a predicted model, not a curated record.